CUUUGUGCUGGGCAAUUUCCACAAAAGGGAAGGCAGCUGAAUGUUUAUCUCACACAAGUUCUUCUGCAGCACCUUGCAUGGUUUAAGAUAAUAAAUGGUACUAUUGCUGGAAUUACUAAGAAUAUCCGCCUGCUAAUAAUAGCCAUUUCAUGAAAUCUGGAAACAGAAAUUAUAAUGUAUUUAAAGUGGUUUUCUGUUUAUUUGGGCCGGUCAAGAGUAACUUAUUAGUGACUUCUAGUAAAGCUGUAUGCAUGCUGGAGUUACUAUAAAAAUCCCAAUUUACUCAUGAAAGUGAUAAACUUUGAUAAUUGAUGCCAGUAAUUUAUUUUUCUAUUUUAAACUGAGAUUAGCACUUGCAGACAGGGAGUUGAAGUUCAUAAUUUACAAGUGCCAGAGGCACUGGUGGGCUAUGAUGACAAGCCUUUUAAUGACUGUGGUAGGUUUGAUAUUAAGCAAAGCCACUGGAAUUGCUACAUGAAUAUUCAUUUUAAUGACAUAUAUUGGUAGGCAAAGAAUUGCAACUUGCACAAUAUAGCUGUCUCUUAAAAAUUAAAUGAACGUAUGGUAAAUGAUAGGCAUUUUAAAGAAGCUCCAAAUAGUUUCAUUACAGUUAGCUGGCAGUGAUGGAAUUAAAUAAUAAUAAGGAAAAAAGAAAAGCUUUCCUUCUGUGUGUGGACUGAAACUGUGAUUACACUGGUAUCACAUGUAUAGGAUAAGUGAGAAGGGACUGCCUGUACUAUGUGAAAUUGCUGACAGCUGUUAAAAUCAGUCUUGUACCCUGCGCAAAGGCAUUAAUCAUGUUGCUGACUACAUCUGUUCUUGGGAAAGGGGACACAUCUUGCCUUUGAGGACAGUUACCUGGCUAGAAAAGGCUUGUUUCCAAUUGCUAUGCAGACCCACAUGUCAUACCAUUACUGCAGACUGCGAGCUCAUGAUAAGAACUAAUUGAGUAGCAAUUCCUUAUUUGCAUCCCAUUUUUGAUUCCCAGAAAUCAAUGAGUAACCUGAAAGUCAUGACAUUGUAGAGGUCAGUGUGUGCACAUACACUCCAGCAAGCCACAGAAUUUGAUUAGCUGAAAUUUUUAACAAGGUUUUUGUACAUUUUGGAGGGGUUUAAUGUGCAACACAGCCAGCCGUCUGUCUCGUAAAACUGGAGGCUGUACUCGAGUAUCAUUAAAGCUUGUGCCGCUGACAUCAGACGGUGAUCUUGGAGUUUCUGGUGAAGUGUCAUGAUGCUGAGGAAGCAAAUUUAAUAAUUAUUUCUGACAUUGUUCCUGCACUGCCUAGAGAAUACAGGAUUUUCAGGGCAAGCCUAGGAAAAGAAGGUACUCCACUGAGGGAGAUGCUCUAAUACUGAAAACAUAUAUGCCGAAAGGCCAAGGAAUAGCUUUUUGUUCCUCCAGAACAGCCACCCUUGCUUCAUACUAAGCAGGAUUUCUAAUAUGACAAUUAAUCUAGAGUCUCAGGUUCUGCAAUGCAGUGUGCAGUAUUCUGCAUAAAUAAUGCUUUAAAAAAACAGCUAUUCUGCAGCAAACUUAAAACCUAGGAGUGUCAAUUAAAUAUAAUGUGCUAUACAUACAUCAUAAUAAAUGGCCUUGAUACCCCAGAAAAGGUUUCUCCAUGCAGCUUGUUUACAUUAACAAGUUGCACGAGAGCAGGAAGGUCAGUAAUCAUUGUUCACACACAGUCUCUAAAUUGUCCAUUAGAGCACAUGUUAACAGUGCCAUGUUUUUUAAAAAGGAAAGGCUAUUUGUUUAUCUCUGUUCAGUGAAAUGAGGUGGUGGCAGGAGAGGAUGAGAAAGGAGAAUUGGCAGAAGAGAAAGAAAACCAAUACAGGGAAAAUGUGACCUGUAACUGUUUCACCAUCAGUAAUGGAGAGAUGCAGGAUGUUGGUGUUGGCCUGUAUCCCAGCAUGUCUUUACUGAACCACAGCUGUGACCCAAACUGCGUGAUCGUUUUUGAAGGAUACCAGCUUUUACUUCGCUCCGUCCGAGAGAUCCAGAUAGGUGAAGAGCUCACCAUCAGUUAUACUGAAUCACUGAUGCCCACCAGCGAACGCCAAAAGCAACUGAUGCGCCAGUAUUGCUUUGAAUGCGACUGUCUCCUCUGCCAGAAUCAAGAAAAGGAUGCUGAGAAAUUGGCUGGUGAAGAGCAUGCCUGGAAAGAAGUAAAAAAUGCUGUAAAUGAAGUGAGAUAUCCAAAAUCAAAAGAAGAGUGGGAGAAGGUUCUGGCAAGAUGCCGGAAUCUCUUGAGCAGCUAUAAGGGUCGUCUUCCAGACACAAAUAUCUAUCAGCUGAAAAUGCUUGACUGUGCCAUGGAUGCCUGUAUUAACCUGGAAUCCUGGGAAGAAGCUUUGUAUUAUGGCAACAGGACUCUGGAACCAUACAGACUGUAUUAUCCUGGUUUCCAUCCACUGAGAGCUGUCCAGCUGAUGCGAGUGGGCAAACUGCAGUACAGUCAAGACAUGUUUCCUCAAGCACUGGAAACCUUGAAACAGGCCUAUAAUAUUAUGAAGGUGACACAUGGGACAGAUCACAGCCUGAUGCAAGCCUUGAUGGAGAUAAAGGAACAGUGCGAGGCCAUCAUGAGAAUACAGUGAAGAAAACCUCCAGUCUGGAAAACAAAAUAUUCAAGGAGAAAGGAAAUCAAAUGCUUUUUAUUGUAUUGGAAAGCCUCUUGAUGAUUUUGGUGUCUUUUCGUUAGGUCCUAAAUGUUCAGUAUCUCUUAGUUUCGCUGUAUGAUUGCAAAUGAGUUAAUAUUUGGAGGAAUAUCUGCAGUUUUCAGAGGAUUUUUUUUUUCCUACCAAACAAUCUAAUUGACAAUACCUAAUUAUCAAUUUACAAUACCUAAUUUAAUUGAUAAUAAUAUUGGGAAAGCCAAACAGAGUCAUCAUCAGUUAGAAAGUGAUAUAAUUCCUUUUAUAUCAGCAGUCAAUUUUUUAUAGCAGUUUACGCCAGCAAUUAAGGACCUCAUGUCAGACACAUUAUAAGUAGAGAGAAUAUAUUUUUUCCCAUUGCCUUGCCCUUAGGUGUCAUUUCCAAAAGCCUGAUCCAGUGGUCUUUGACAUCAAAUAAGAGUUUCCCAAUGUUCUAAAUAAGAUUUUCUUCCCUGACAAUAUAUCUGCAGAGCUCUGACCCUCUUCUUCUUCCAUUUCAUAUGCUGUAAUAUCGAAUAUUAAAAUGGCUGAAAAAAAAUUUAAUGAAAAGUGUAUCUAUGUGGAAAUUGUUUACUCUGUUUUCUCCACAUUUUGAGUGCUUCAAGAGUUUCUCACUUCACAACAGCUUUAAAGAGAGGUUUGGGCCUGUGAGCUCCAUGGUGUGGUUUUUAGACCUUUCUGAGCCCUUGGGGUUUGGAUUUCACCUCCCCAAACAGUGAAGCUCUCAGACCUACAGAUGACUGCUGAACUAGGAGGUCAUUGCUGGGGGACAGUGGGAUGUCUUGGAAAGCACUGGACAAGGAGUAAGGGGUUCAAACUGGAACACAGGAGGUUCCACUUAAAUUUGAGAAGAAACUUCUUCUCAGUGAGGGUAACAGAGCACUGGAACAGGCUGCCCAAGGGGGUUGUGGAGUCUCCUUCUCUGGAGACAUUCAAAACCCACCUGGACACAUUCCUGUGUAACCUCAUCUGGGUGUUCCUGCUCUGGUGGGAGGAUUGGACUGGAUGAUCUUCCGAGGUCCCUUCCAAUCCCUGACAUUCUGUGAUUCUGUGAUUUCCUUAUGCUCAUCACCAAUAGAGUUGUUCUUGCCAGAGCUGCUGACUUCCAUUUUUAACACAAAAACAAAUGUUAACAAAAGCCAAUGAGGAACAUCAAAACCUAAAUGAUUUAAGGCCUUUGAAAGUAUCACCUCAGGUGUGUCACUGCUUUCUAACAAUUUAUUGCUGCUACUCCAGCCAUGACUGUUAUUUCAUUAAUCCACGGUUGUUGUAAAGUCAGUUUUUUUUCACACCAGUAACUUGACACCAUUAAUUAUUGUGAGAACACAUUUCAAAAGAAAAUGAACACUCUGGGCAUAAUUUACAGCCAUAGCACAUGAAUGCCAACGCUGAGGAAGAUAUCUCCUUUCAAGGCAUUUGUAUUUGUUCCAGCAUAUGGAGCAUUCACUUGCCCAGCAGUAAUAUGCAAGCAAUACCCUAUGAAACACAGUGCAGUUCUGGAGUAUGUAGCAUGGCUUGAUGCCAGAGGCCAAGUCCUAUCAGCCACCCAAGAAGUGCAAUAAUCCUCGCAGAAAUUCACUGCUUGUUUGGUUCUUCUUGCCGUUAUGAGAAGGAAAUUAUCUGGGGGAAAAGGUCAGACCUUUGCAUUUAUUGGGAUUUCUGACAAAGUAAUGUCAUCACUGGUAGACAAUGAGAAAAUGCGAGGGGUACCAAGUCUUCAGGACCUAUUUUCUGGCUUUAAAGGGGCAAAUGCGUAUUAGAAGUACUGUGCUUUUGCAUAAAGAUGAUGCUUAUGUUAUCUCAUUAUUACAUUUCUAAUACUAAGAUUUGAAAAUGCAAGGGACUUCAGAAUGUAAGGGAAGAUGAUGCAUGAGUUUAUGCAGCAUAUCCUGGGAACCGGCCUGCCAGCUCUCACGUACGUAGACACAUCUGUAUGUAUGAACUGCAGCACCAGCUUCUGGGGCUUCUGGUACAAGGACACUACAGCUCACUCUCCAAGCACAACAGCAGGGAAGUAUGGACACUAGGGGAGAGUCUGAGCUACCUGACAUCAGAUGGGGAAGGCCAUAUUACAUCACGCCGAAGGAUCUACCUACAUUGGUAUUUUCUCUCCAGCAGAUGUUUAGGGAAAAUGUGCAAGUGGAACAGUUCAGCGUUUACCUGUUGGGAAAUAGAGAAAGGUGCUAUGUGGGCUGCAAUGGCAGGAGUGCUGCCAUGUGAGUGGGGCUGUAGGAAAUGGAUUCGCAGCCCACCGAGCAAUGCAAGAAACCAGACCGGCACCGGCUUGGUCUGCAGCUCAGGUUUCCAGAUCAGCAUCCUGAGGGCAGCGCUGCAUUGCCUGCCCUGCCUGGCUGCCUCCUCUGGGCUGGCCUGAGGAGAUGCCUUAGUACGAGGGUGUAAUUCAUGCUUUAUAUUCGUUACUGUUGAUACAAAACUUGCUUUUUUUUCUGGUUGGUUUCAGUCAUUUACUGAGCAAUUUGCCUUGGAGGUUCCCAAGUACUAACACUGCUGGCAGGGAGGCUGAUGCUGCAGGGGAGGGUGUUGCAGGCAGAUUUUUUCCUUUCCAAUGUUCCCAUUCCAGCUUAUUUUCUGCAAAGAAGGCUGGGUGGUGACUCCAGAGAGAUUCAGCUAAAUGCAUCAUUUGAAAGUGCGGUAGCAAGGAAGCACGCCAGCUAGGAACAUUAGAUAAGCACUCAUUUCAGAUCAAGUAAUCUUAUUUUUUCAGCUCAGACUCAAAGUAGCUGGAGUUGUCUUUGCACAGACAUCGUGUUUCAGCCUUCAAGAAUAAUAUCUGUCAAGUUUUUCAGGUGGUAUCUGCUUGCUAAGAUAAAGAUGAUAAAGUCAGAGGGAGGCAGAUUGCAACAUUAUGUUUAAUGCUGGCAGGCUUGCUGCUUGCUUCCAGCAGGUCAGAGACUUUUCCAGUAUCUUUUGUAAAAUAAUGGUAAUUUGGGUUCACCGUAAGGUUUAGAGUUACUUUUGAUUUGUCACUAUGCCUUAAAUUAAUCCAGGAGCAACAAUGUUAGAUUGCACUUAGAGUGAGCAUUGCAUCAUAGUAUGUGUUUGGAAGAGAAACAGUACCAACCUAUGGUAAAAACCAUGGGGUAUUAUACAGUUUUGCUAGGAACAAUUGAUACCAGUUGAACAAAUCAUCUAUCUUAAAAAAAAAAAUUAGUUCCCCAAACUAUGCUGUUUCUUUAAGCAUGGUGUAAUUCUCUGUAUCCAUACCCUCAAGGUGUGCUGACCUGAUGUUGGGCCCUUGGCAAACAGAGCUUGCUGUGCAUAGCAGGGGUAGUAAACAGUAGAAAAUAAAGAUACUCAAAUGCAGUGAACCAGUGUUUUCAGCACUGUGACCUCUCUGAGUCUAUCAAUCUGUGUGUUGCGCCAUGCAUGGGUUUAUGCCAGCAAAACUCUGCCGCUACUCAGCCCCUUCUCUGCUUCUCGCUGUAACCCUGUUCUCUGAUGGCUAGGCUUUUUAAGCUAGCUUUUGUUAGACUUUUUCUUUUUUAACAUAGCACAUUUGUGAAAUAUAGAGGUUAUUUCCCUGCAGAGCAUAUUCCAAAUAGUGCCUGACUACUGCAAGACUCUUAAUGAACAGAGUUCUGUCUUUUACAGAGGUUGUGCCAAUUAUGAGGAUUUUUUUUCCCUGAUUCAGAAUUAAAUCUCCCAUAAGAUAUGGAGAAAAAGGAAGGUCUUUCUUAGAGUUAUGGAUGCAGAGUUCUGGCUUGACUUCUCCGCUGCACCAGAAACUGUGUCUGAUCUUGGGCAAACCAGCCAGGGUCAGGCUGACUUCCAUUGCUGGGCUUUGUCACCGUAGGAUGUGCAAAAUGGUAUGGCACCAUUGUAUUAUAUUUUCUUGUAAUUACGGGCGUUGCCUGAGAGCUCCUCCAAAACUGAGCUGCCACACACAGACAGAGGGCUGUGAGCGGCUCCUGCCUGAGCCGUGUCUCCUGCCUGCAGAGAAAGCACUGGUCUCCCCCACAGCACUUCAGCAAACUCUAAAGCACAUCCAAAAAAAUCCAAAGCAAAUGCUUCUGAGCAUUUCAGCCCAAAGCCGCAUUACAGGUCCUCCUUUUUUUUUUUUUUUUUUUUUUGCUUCUUUUUAAAUUACUAGUUUCUUUUUCCUAUCAAGGUACAUUUUCCUAUGCAAAAGUCCUUUUCUUUUCCAUUUCUGAUUUUACAAAGUUAAUCAGCCUGAAAAUACAUUUGAGAUCACUGUUUUAUAAAAUGCUUCCUACAAGAACAUCUAAGCAUGUAUUUUUUCUAAGCAUAAAGAGUGUACCUUGCCUGAAAGUCUACAGUGUGCUGUUCUUGCCACUCAGCACAGUGGUUUCUGUUUAUCCCCACAAUAGUGAUGUGUAAGCCAUGCCUGUAUGACCCCCAUUAGUAUUUCAUGGGGAAAGUUCAGCGUUUUUAUUUGCUCUGCACUUGUGAUCAACAUGGACAAAUCAAUUCUAAUUCCAUCAUUCUUUAGACUUUUUGUAGGUUUUAAUAAGGACCUUAGAGAUUCCUCCCCUCUGAAAAAAAGAAUAACGCAGGCUUAGUAAUUAGGCUUCAUACAGUCACUGCUCACACAGAGAAACCUAGCAAGUUCUUUAUAGUUCCCAGGAGACCAAUUAACCUUCUUUUAAAUAUACCUCUAUAUAGCUACAGAGAGAGGCACUCACAGAAAGGCACAUACACACAAGAUUUUCAGUAGCCUCAGAUGCUCCAGCUCCUUGUUAACUAAAUUCUGAUGGGUCUCCCAGCAAGCAGGCAGGACUGAAGCAUCCUGCCCAAUUCCUUUUUAACUCCAAAGAUGCCUUAAUGGGGACAGAGCAUAACCUCUUCUUCCAGCUCACCCCAGGGAAGGAGGGAGGGGAUAAUCACGCAGCCUCUUCUUAAAGUUCCCCUCCAUCUCCUGGGCUCUGGCAGGCAGAGCUUGCUGGUCUCCUUACCUGGAGCUAAGGAGCCUGCUCUCCCAUCUCUGUUUCAGCUAAGGGCUGAUCUAGUGAGACUGGAGGAAAGAGAUGAUGUUUUCUUCCUCUGGUCCUCCAAUUUAGCAGCUCUGAUUCCCAGUCACCAGAGGUUCUGAAUAGGAAGGUGGCAAUUUUACACACCUCUUGGAGGAAAGCUGCACUUUAAAUCACAGGUGAUUCCUCUUGGCAAUUCCACUUGACUUUCACAGCAGAAGCCAGGAGUCUGUGAUAGACAAGGGUGGCUGAUGAGAAAAUUAGCAGAGCUCCACUCAGGUUCUGUGCUCUGCUCUGUGCUGUACUUGCCUGUUUACUUUUAAUGAAACUCCUUUUAACUAUGACUUUUUAGUGUUGCCUUCCUAUCGCAGUAGGUGCCAGGCAUGGUGUUGAUCAUCCUGUGGUGGAACAGGCAGAGCAGAGUUCUGGCCUGACCUUCCUUGUGCUCUCCCUUGCCAAGCCGGGGACACCCAAGUGAUAUGUUGCGCAGUCACAGAACUACCAUCCUCCCACUGAGCCACUAUCCCUCCCACUGGUAAUAACAGACCGCAGGAGCACGUAGCAAAGGAUGGAAAAGCUGUUGUGGUUUUUGGUGAGAGUUGCAGGCAUCACAUUGUUUCAGAGAGGAAUUGGCCUCUGUGAGAGGUACACUUUCCCCCCCUCCCCAAAAACAACAGAAACUUACAGGCUGAUGGAACAUUGUGGUACUGCAUAUGCCCCUUGAUUGACAGACAGGGCCUUUUACCAAUGAGUUGCCUUGAUUGAAGCAGUUUCUGAACAACCACCAUAAAUUAGAGAGCAGUGUAGGGGAAAGGGACCUGGGGGUCCUGGUGGACAGCAGGAUGACCAUGAGCCAGCACUGUGCCCUUGUGGCCAAGAAGGCCAAUGGCAUCCUGGGCUGUAUUAGAAGCGGUUGGUUUGUAGGUCGAGAGAGGUUCUCCUUCCCCUCUACUCUGCCCUGGUGAGACCACACCUGGAAUAUUGUGUCCAGUUCUGGGCAUUCCUCAGGGACUGAGACACCUUGCUGACCUGGUAAGUGAUCGCCUGGGUACCCUUGAGAGUCUUCACUUUGACACAGAGUGGGAAGAUGUGUGUUUUGAACUACCACUCUAUAGUUUUGGAAUCUGAUUCCCUGGAGUUUGAGUUGGUUGUGCAGUAACUAAACUCCUAACUGGUCUCUGAAACUGUGUCGUGUAAUGUCUGAGUGCUGAGUAAGUUUCGAUUAACCCUGUUUGUAGUUGGUUUCUGCUAAACAAUUCUGGUUAGAAUGAAGUCUGUUUGGAGUUUGUUGCCUGCCUAAAAUGACUUUUGGGGUGCCUCUGUGACAGCCUUCAUACCUGUACCCAUAACCAUAUCGAUGAGGGACAGCUGGUGGCCUGGGAACCAGAGUAGUAGAGAUGAUGGAGACUGCGUGAAAAGGAGCAAUCACUGACUGCUGACAGUUUGCUUCUGCUUCUUAUGCCCAGUCCCAUUUUGAUCAUUUGGAUGCAAGAGCUCUUGUUGUACUUUGGUCUCUUUAUCAAAGGCACAUCAAGCUCUGGAGAGAAGUUUCCUCAGCGAGGUACUGGCAAUAUUUUGUUAUUUUCUUCUGUUCUCUUUAAUGUCAUUGGUGUCUUGUACCCAGGUUAUACCCUAUAUAGGACUAUGAUCAAAAUACCAUUACUGGAGAGUGAUGUUCCUCAUCAUGCUGAAAAAAAUGCUGGAUGAGUGCAGUUCUCUUUCACAAGUUGGGAAUGUUAAUUUCUGAACAUCUGUGGCUGAAGGCACCAGUAAAUAAUGAUAUUUUAAAAGGUCAGUGUAAUAAGGGCAUACAAAGAAUUUCCCCCCCACUUACCAAAUGUCUUCUGUGGGGACUGCUAAAUAAGUCGUGAAAAAUAGAUAAAAAUCUGACUUUUUGUGUUUUCUGCAAAUAGGUCUGUGCUGAUUGCUGGACUUCUUUUUUGUUUGUAGUUUAUUUUACGCAAGUCAAACUUAAAACUCAACAUGAAAAAAAGGGAAUUGGCAAAGAUGCAUUAAAUUACUGACAGAAAGCCUCUGAAAACCAGAAAGACCUGAAGAAUACUGAUCCCAGGUCUGGGAUGGGGCAGCGUACCAGCAACUAGGCAAGAAUGCCGCCUUGGUUUAGGGCUGGUAGAUGGGAAGACAGAUAAAAGUCCUUCAGAUGAGCAUUGUCCAAGUUCAUUUAAUCAAAGCCCCAAAUGCAAUCCAUGUAAUAUGACUGUGAUACAGCCAG
Molecule: messenger RNA, 9837 nt
Organism: Columba livia (rock pigeon)
Lineage: Eukaryota; Metazoa; Chordata; Aves; Columbiformes; Columbidae
Gene: SMYD3
Product: SET and MYND domain containing 3
Exons: 8
Coding region: 1879-2598 (239 amino acids)
Cellular component (GO): nucleus
Molecular function (GO): histone methyltransferase activity; protein binding
Source: RefSeq, a predicted model, not a curated record